Molecule: messenger RNA, 7719 nt
Organism: Neodiprion fabricii
Lineage: Eukaryota; Metazoa; Arthropoda; Insecta; Hymenoptera; Diprionidae
Gene: Nrg
Product: neuroglian
Exons: 13
Coding region: 231-4028 (1265 amino acids)
Biological process (GO): cell-cell adhesion
Molecular function (GO): protein binding
Source: RefSeq, a predicted model, not a curated record
UGCACAGUGCACAUUACGUCCAAGUUCGACGACGACGCGACUCUGACACGGAGUGCUGCUAACCGAGCACGCCCAUUUUUACGCCGCGUCUCCUGUGGCAACCGUCCAUAUCCGUACCAAAACAACUUUACCUCCGCCCGAAUAUUGAAAAUCGGGCACAUUACACAUACUUACGACUGUAUCGGAUGCUUUUUCCAAAGUUUGUAAGUAGACACGGACGAUAAACCAAAAUGGGGCAUCUCGUACUGUGCUCAAUAGCGCCCCUGGCAUUGACUAUUCUACAGGUGUCUGCGCUGAUCACAAUACCGGAUGGUACAACAGUACAAACACCGCCGAAAAUGAUCAAACAGCCACCAACAGAUGAACAGCUCUUUCAAGUCGCAGAAGCAAAGACCAAUGAAAACGACAGACCGUUUGUGAUAGAAUGCGAAGCUGCAGGAGAACCCGAACCUAGGUAUCGUUGGGAGAAAAACGGCAAGCGUUUUGAAUGGCAAGCAUACGACAACCGAAUUUCACAGCAGAAUGGUAGAGGAACUUUGGUGAUAACAUCUCCACGAGAUGAGGACUUGGGCCAGUACCAAUGUAUAGCAGAGAACGAAUGGGGAACAGCGAUUUCCAAUUCCGUAUUUGUGCGGAAAGCAGAGCUAAACUCAUUCAAGGACGAACCGCCAAGGACAGAAAAUGCGAACGAGGGAGAUCCCUUUAAAUUGACUUGCCAACCUCCAGAUGGGUGGCCAAAACCAAAAGUUGACUGGCUUAUACAGUAUACGAGCAGUGGCAUAAAGUCUAUCAAUAACUCCAGAAUGACUCUGGACCCUGAGGGAAAUCUAUGGUUCAGUAAUGUGACUAGAAAUGAUGCUUCAGAUGAUUUUUAUUAUACUUGUGCAGCGACUUCUGUCUUUAAGAAAGAAUACAAGCUGGGUGACCGUAUUUUACUCAACGUUUUGUCAAGCGGGGCGUCAUCGAGCAACAACAAACACGAACCUGUGAAGCAGUAUGUGUCACGAAAGAACGAAGUUGCUUUGCUAGGCAAAAGAAUUGAAAUGUACUGCAUAUAUGGUGGCACACCUCUACCACAGACAGUGUGGAAUAAAGAUGGUCAAGUACUGCAAGCAAGCGACCGAAUAACACAAGGGAAUUAUGGAAAGUCGUUAAUCAUAAAGCAUGUGAGUUUUGCGGAUGGGGGAACAUAUACUUGCGACGUAUCCAACGGGGUGGGCGAUGCGAAAUCAUAUUCGAUAAAUCUUAAAGUUGAAGCUAUCCCCUACUUCACUCAUGAGCCAGAAAUCGAAAAUAAGGCGGAAGGCGAGACAGCGAUCUUUAGGUGUGAGGCUAGUGGUGUUCCCCAGCCCCAAAUCAAGUGGAUCCAUAACGGAAAGCCUAUUGAGGAGGCACCGCCUAAUCCGAGGAGGAAAGUUACUGACAAUAUGGUCAUCAUUGAGAAAUUGGUGAAGAAGGACACGGGAAACUAUGGGUGCAACGCAACAAACUCUCUGGGUUACGUUUACAAAGACGUUUACGUCAAUGUCCUUGCUAUACCACCACAAAUUACUCAGCCGCCGUCCAAUGAGGCAACCGUUGAUGGGAAAACUAUUCGAAUUACGUGCCGUGUUUUUGGUGCUCCUAAACCUGAAGUUAAAUGGGUCAGAAACGGCAUAGAACUCACUGGAGGUAGAUACAUAACCCUUGAAUCUGGAGAUCUUGAAAUUGACAAUGUCAACUUCCUUGAUGCUGGGUCUUACACGUGUUACGCAUCCAAUAAAUUUGGCCAUGAUAAUGCCUCUGGUAAUCUUGUGGUGAAAGAACACACGACCAUCACUGAUGAACCCGAGGACUACGAAGUCGCUGCCGGAUCUACAGCGACAUUCAGAUGUAAUGCUGUGACAGAUUCAAGUUUGUCACUGACAAUUGACUGGCUGAGUAACGGAGAGCAGAUAGAUUUCGACAUGGAGCCAAGGUUUAUCAGGAGCACCGAUUAUUCAUUGACUAUCACAAAGACUACAGAAUUGGAUUCAGGAACGUACACAUGUGUUGCUCGCACAGAGCUAGAUGAAACAAAGGCUCAAGCAACAUUAAUAGUUCAAGAUGUGCCGAACGCACCUCGCUUAGAAGGAGUACAGUGCGGAAAAGAAGAAGCCAGUGUCCAUUGGGUCCCUAUGGGUGACAACAGAGCUCCCAUUCUGCGAUAUACCAUCCAAUCCAACACCAGUUUCACACCUGAUACGUGGGAGGCUGCUAAGGAUGAUGUUCCAGCCACAGAGCAAACCUACAUCGUCCCAAUGACGCCAUGGGCGAAUUACACAUUCCGUGUUUUAGCAUGGAAUAAAAUAGGGGUAUCGUCGCCGUCAUCACGAAGUGAGGUUUGCACCACUCAGCCAGAUGUACCUUAUAAAAAUCCAGACAACGUUGAAGGCAGGGGAACCGAUCCGCAGAACAUUGUCAUUACAUGGACGGUAAUGGCUCAGAUAGAGCACAAUGCGCCAAAGUUCAUGUACCGAGUGUUCUACAAGCGAGAUAUAACUGGCGAGGAAUGGACAACGGAAGAUGUAUUAGACUGGAAAGUGCACAGGCUUCAGGUUGAUAAUCAGCCAACCUAUCAGCGGUAUAAGAUCAAAGUCGUAGCCAUUAAUGAGGAAGGAGAGUGCAGGCAACAGCCAACUGAAGUCAUAGGCUACUCAGGCGAAGAUGUACCACAGCAAGCUCCUGGGAACUUUACGUUGUUGGAGGUAAUAGGGAGUACAAGUGCUUCUCUCUCCUGGAACCCUGUACCUGAGGAGUCGAUUAGAGGAGAAUUUAAGGGAUACAAAAUUCAAACGUGGACCGACAAAGAUGGUGAAGAAGGGAUGCGCGAGAUUCAUGUAAAGAAUGACACAACCCACACUCAAUUUUCCAAAUUUGUUCCAUACAGCAAAAACUACGUGAGGAUUCUUGCGUACAAUGGCAGAUACAAUGGUCCAUCUUCGGAGAUACUGAACUUUGAUACACCUGAAGGACUUCCAGGCACGGUUCAGUCUUUGGACGGCUUCCCUCUGGGAUCUAGUGCGCUAUAUUUGGUGUGGAAAAAACCAGAAAGACCUAACGGCAUUCUCAUCGGAUAUAAAAUUUACUAUCACAUUGUUCAGGGUACAAAUGUUGGCCCUUUGUUAGAGAGAAAACCACAUGUUACGAACCCAGAAAUGACCAGGGUCAAACUGGCUGGCUUAGAACCAAGUACUAAGUAUAGGAUUCACAUUCGGGCCAUUACCAAGGCUGGGGAGGGUGAAGACUAUUACAUAGAACGAACGACAGGCAGUGCACUACGAUCUCCUCCAGAAAAGCCCGACUUCACAUGGGACCGUAUACCCACAGACAAUGGGCUUGCAACCAUCAGAGUUAUUUGGCUUCCAAGUCGAGAUGGAAAUCCAGGCAGCCACUUCUAUGUUAAAUACAAGCUCAGGGGAGAGACUAUCGAUGCCAGAACGCCGGAUGAAAUCAACAGUGACAGCACAGAGAUCCGUGGCCUUUUGAGGGGAGAAAUUUAUGUUAUGUCUGUUGUCGCCAUGGACGGAGAUUUCUGGGCAGAAAGUUUGCCACAGGAAGUCGACACCAGUGGCGAAGAUCCGUAUAUUCAACCGAAAGAAAACGUUGCCACUGCUGGAUGGUUCAUAGGAAUGAUGCUUGCUAUUGCGUUCCUAUUGCUGGUACUGAUAAUCGUGUGCGUAAUAAAGCGUAAUCGAGGUGGAAAAUAUGCCGUACACGAGAGAGAACUGGCGGCAGGUCGUGGCGAUUAUCCCGAAGAGGGUGGCGGUUUUCACGAAUACUCUCAGCCACUAGAUACUAAGUCUGCAGGAGGUCGUGCCUCGCUCGCUUCUUCCUCGCAUCAGGACGGAAAACAUCCGGAGUCUGACACUGACUCGAUGGCCGAAUACGGAGAAGGAGAUACGGGGCGUUUCACUGAAGAUGGAUCUUUCAUUGGUCAAUAUGGGCCAAAGGGUAGGCCCGAAGAAACACCCCCCAUUCCAACAGGCACCAUGGCCACGUACGUCUAACCUUUUGCAACUGUCUAUUCCAUGUAAUAUUUAAACUUCAUCCCAACAAAGGCUGAGACACUAGGGUAUAUUUCAUCAUUAACUGGCAGCAUUGAUAGAAGUUUUGUACUUCUCUUGCUACACUUAAUUGUUGGUCAGCUCUGUCUUCUCUCAAGGGAUUCUCAGCACUGGUAGCUAAUUACGAAAUAUACCCUACAUUUUUGCCUCUUCAGCAGCAGCUAUGCACCUUGCGCUGGGCGCAAUGUCCACACUAUACUGCCAGUUAGUUACUUUGUCGUCCUUGGGUUUCAUUAUUCAUCCAGCUGAAAUGACCUGUCCAUGAAACAAACAAGAAAAAAGAAGGACAUGAAACAAUCGAAAAUAUGUUUUACGUGGAGUUAUGCUUUGACCAUUUCAUACGUUUAUUUCAGUCCGUGAAUUUUUUCACUCUCCCGUGUCCUUCAACCGAGAGAAUUUCACCCUGUUCUCUUAUUUUUGAUUAGUCAAACAAACAAAAAAAAUCAAAAGAGUCAUUAUCUUGGGUCGAAUAUGAAACCCAAAGAUAUUCAGAUGUUGAAUAGCGAGCAAGCUAUUGAUGGAAAUAGUUUUAAAUACUAUUUUAGCGUUGACACCAAUAUUUGACAGGGCCAGGUUAGACACUGUAAGGUAACGAAGUUACUUUUCUUUUAUUACUGUUAUUUGUCAAGAUGAUUUAAUCGAGAUCAUGUCCAAUCCGACAAGGGUUCUUUCUCUAUUCCAGUCAUUAUUUCACAUUAAAAUUGCAUUUGAUUGGUAAUUACGAACAUUCUGAAACGAUUAAAGGUUCGUACAGUUUUAUAACCAACAAUCUGACAUCCAAUGGUUUUGUACAAAUUUAUGAAAAGUCAAUCGCGCUAACACAAAGAAAAAAGUAAGUCAUGAUAAACGUCAUCUUGAGCAAAUCAUAGAUUUAAUAUCAUAUGUCAGGAUGUGCAGUGAGAUCUGAAACAGUAGUGUUACAAUCUGGCCUCGACUGAAUCUAAUUUUAAUUUUGAAACUCACGUACCCGAAUCUCGUAGUAUUUCUUCCGGGACUUUGUGCCCUUGCUUUCAUGUCCGGCACAAGUAAAAAAAAUGUAUAGGUAUCCGUCAUCUGGCGAUGUUCUAUAUUAAUAGAAAUGAUAAUUAUUAUAACUAUAAUGAUAAUUAGUUCUGCAAGACGCUUUAUUUAAUUUUUUAUAUCUGAUGACCGCUGGUCAAACUUUUCUAACUGUAUUACUUAUUAUAAAUGUCGUAAUGCCACGCGACAAAAAGUGACAUGAGAAAAAAAGGUGAAUUUGAAUGAAAACAAUUAAUAUUCGCAAAAGAUAUUAAUGAUGGACAUGAUAUUAAUAUAUAUUAUAUAAUUGUAAUAAAUAACCUAUACGAUAGUUGAAUAAGAACAAAUGGCCUCUACUAUAAUAAUUGCUUUUUCUAUGUAAAGCACGCUUUCGCUGAAACGAAUGACAAGAGAAAUUCACGUUUUUUAAACGAAUAUUUUUCAUUCAUGUUCUGUACACUUAGCUCUAUGAUAUUAUAGUAUAAUGGCUUUAGAAUGAUGACGAUUAUGAUUAUAUGUUAUUAUUUAAUAUAUAUUGAAAUGAAAAAAAGUAUAUAGAGACAUUAUAUAUUAAUUAUUACUAAAAAAAAAAAAAAUGAAAGAAUAACGUUAGGACGUUAAAAUACAGGAAGCGGUCAAUCAGGAGGAGCUAUUAUCAGAUAGUAUAUUAUCAUAUUACAUAUAAUUAUAUAUAUAUAUGUAUCACAUUUUUAUACCUACAGGCUCGUCCGCAGCAGUCGGAAGCCCAUAGAUUUUUAUUUUUAUUAUUAUUAUUAUUAUUUAAUGUGCACGGAAUAGCGAGUUCGAAAUGGAAAAUUUAGCAAUGUAUGUUAAUAACAUAAAGGGUGAUUUGAAAGUAGCAUUAACAUAUUUGAAGUUGUAUAUUCAAAGAAUUUUUAUCCGAAAAAAGUUUUCAAACAUUCAAAUGUUGAUAUUUUUAAUUUUUCAUGAUGUAAACAUUGAUUAAACAAUCCUUAAUAUACAGUUUUGGGUACUUACACUCGCUACAAAUGGAUUAAUAUCUGCAUCUCAAAAUUUUUUGGGUUGAAAAUAUCAGAGGUAUUCAAUAUUUCAAUAGUGUAAAAUCUACUUUCAAACAUUUGUAUGUAGUACGCAUAGUGCUCGAAUCUUAUUUGAGACUUUGUCAAGUUUCUCCAAAAUCCGAGGCGAUUGGCAUUUGUGUGCGUAAAUGUACAGGAGAAGUGCGAUUGUAGGCCGCGAUGAGUGUAUUUCGUUUUCUAUUAAAGCAUAGCAAGUAGAAGCGACACACCAGUCUUAAAUUGAAUUUCUACUAUACAUCAUUACACGGUUAGGAUUAUUUUGUUAUCAUACCACUUGCAAAAUGUAUGUCUUUUUGCCAAUCCCUUUUCUUCAUCGCAUCAAAUUAUUUUUUUUUUUCAUCUAAUUUUUUUCAAAGAUAAUUAAUUACCAACAUGAUCUGAUUAUCUGUAAAGUAAAAUUUGUAUUAUAAAAAACUUACCCAUCAUAUAGUUAUCUCAAGAGUAAACUUGCAGGAUUUUGAUAUCGAUUUUAUUUUAUCUUGGAUUUCUAUUUUAUUUUUAAUCUCUCUUUUUUUUUUUUUUUCAUCUCCUAAUUUGAUACAACUUAUUAUAUACGUACAGGGUCAUUCGUCAGUUGCUGAACGUGAGUGUGACUAUGAACGCAGCCGAUUUUUUACCUCAAACUCGCAUAAGCCGCUCUUUCACGCUCAAGGGUGAAAUAUGUUCAAUAGUCGAUGAAUGACUCUGUACAUACUUUCAUUAUAUUAAAAUUCGUUUGGGCUACUUGUGAAAUUAUUGAAAAAUUUCCAGCUCCCUAUUAUCAUGCAAACGUUACAGAGCUGCGAGCUAAGAUUUAUAUUCUAAUAAAAAUUAUUUGCCUGUGCGGAAAUGAUUGUGGCAGCAAUAAUAAAUUUAUAACUAGUUAAAAUUUGGCAAAGUUCAUUGUAUGUAUUUUAUACGACGGGAAUUUCGCAAUAAAGUGAAUUGAUUCUGAUAGGACUGUACUAAAAAAAUGAAAUGUAUACGUAAAAAUUUUGUAAAUCUGAGCAUUGCAAAACGCAGCGUGAAAAGUUUGAAAAAUUAAUUUAAUAGAGAAGCAAACCUUAGAAUCGCCCGUCGUGAGUAACUCUGUUUAUUGUAUAUUAUAUUUCCAAUCAAGGGAAUAAAAUAUAUACUGCUUCAUUUUUCCCUUUUUUUUUAGUGUUAUUUUUUAAACUUUUUCAAUUUAACGUACGCGAAUACAUUUGUUCGUUAAUUUAUAAGUUGUACUAUUGUAAUUAUUCCGUAGACAACUAAUUGUUUUGGAAAUUAGUUGCACUUAAAUUAUAAGUUGUUAUUUUACAAAGUGACAUCAACAAAGUCUUGCCGACGAAUUAAAAACUGUCAUCUAGGUAUAUCCGGUUUGCAUUUCCAUGUAGAAACUUACGUAUGUAAUUCUUUGUUCAAAUGUACACAUAGCUGUAAAAUCUUGAUAUAUAUCAGUUAUACGGAUAUAACAAAAAAUUUCUACAAGUCACGACAAGUUAUGUCACUCUUUUAAUUUCAAUCAAUUUACAAUGCGCAUUCCAGCAUACGCCAAUAAUGUAACAUCCCCGUGUGAAUACGAUUUCAAUAAAAAAAAAUUCAGCAAAUUA